GCCGAGGUAUGGAAAGAAAAGUAAUAGGUCCGAGUCAGAAAAUGCCUGUUUCCACCGAGGUAUACCUAAGUACAUACAUGCUGUGCUUUUCUCAAUCAUGUGAGGAAAUACAAUAAACAUCUUAUAAUAUACUUCGUGAAUGUCACAUACGUUAUAUAACGUUCCUUUCGCAGUAUACUUAGCGCGCACUGCGCAACCUGCAUCGUUUGCAGGACCCGGGGACAUUAUGGAAUGAUUUGUCCCGCGUCAGUUCUGCGUUGUCGACGCUACGAUACGAUAAAAAUAAAUGCGAUUUACGAAUAAAAUGCGACUAUUUGAGAGUCAAAUUUGAGUAAAAGUUAUUUUCCUACUGACAAAUUGGUUUACCAGAUAAUCUGCCAAAGGCUCAACUUAUUUUCUGGCAGUGUCAUCGUUCGAACGAGACGCUGUGGGGGUGGAUUUGGUUCCAAGAUCUCCAGGCACAUGUUCGCAGCCACGGCCACGGCUCUGGUGGCUUACAGGCUCAACAGGCCUUGCCGAAUGGCCAUGAGGAUGCCAGAUAUUACGAGGAUUACUGGAAAGAGACCGGACACUAGACUUGAUUAUGAGGUGGGCGUAGACGGAAACGGGCAAAUCCAAUACAUGGAAGCGAGCUUCUACAUCAACGACGGCAUGAGUUCAAAUGAAAAUGAGAACUCAUACGCCACCAAAUCCCUGAGGAACUGCUACAACCCUGACCGGUGGAAAGUGGAGUCUUUCGGCGCCAUUACAGAUGCGCCGACCAACUGUUUUAUGAGGGCUCCAGGUACCUAAACCUACGUUAUGUAUAUGUCCUUUAAACCUCAAUAGAAUUUCAUCUUCAAAGUUCCGAUUUAA
Cydia pomonella (codling moth) is the source of this 855-nucleotide messenger RNA. RefSeq names its product probable aldehyde oxidase gad-3. The coding region runs from base 463 to 792 and encodes 109 amino acids. The transcript is spliced from 2 exons. Lineage: Eukaryota; Metazoa; Arthropoda; Insecta; Lepidoptera; Tortricidae. Gene Ontology annotation, molecular function: oxidoreductase activity; iron ion binding. The record is from RefSeq and is a predicted model, not a curated record.